Molecule: messenger RNA, 1523 nt
Organism: Osmia bicornis bicornis
Lineage: Eukaryota; Metazoa; Arthropoda; Insecta; Hymenoptera; Megachilidae
Gene: Rae1
Product: protein Rae1
Exons: 6
Coding region: 326-1393 (355 amino acids)
Biological process (GO): RNA export from nucleus; transcription-dependent tethering of RNA polymerase II gene DNA at nuclear periphery
Cellular component (GO): nuclear pore
Molecular function (GO): ubiquitin binding; RNA binding
Source: RefSeq, a predicted model, not a curated record
GGAUAAAGCAAAUUUUGCUCGUUCUCAAGCAUUCUCGAGGCACAAAUUCAGGACCCUUCGAGAACAACGGCAUUAUAGAGUUGACCGCUUCGCCAUCUGCUUACGUCGUUUCUACGAAUGAACUUACCAUCUCAAAAUUUAGACGAAGUAUUCAUUCUACAGUUUUCUAGACGGUAGCGCUAUUUUGUAUUGUUUGACACGCAAAUACACCGCACGUGCGAGUGUUAAGUAUUUGUUAUACACGAGUUAAACAAUUCAAUCACGGAGCUGAGGGCAACGUCCUUUCGUGUGAAACGAAGCUUUCUCAGAUAAAGGUGUUCCAAAGAUGUUCAAUCAAACCGGAGGACUAAGAAGCGGCACUACAACAUCAUCAAAUCCAAUGCAAGAUUUUGAGGUUGUUUCACCUCCAGACGAUUCUGUCUCCAGUCUUGCGUUUAGUCCUGCCUCGAUUCCACAAAAUUUUCUCGUUGCUGGCUCGUGGGAUUGCAAUGUCCGCUGUUGGGAGGUCGAACAAUCUGGAAAAACAGUUCCGAAGUCGAUGCAAUCUAUGGCAGCUCCCGUGCUAGAUGUUUGUUGGAGCGAUGAUGGAACAAAAGUGUUUAUGGCAUCUUGCGAUAAAACAGCAAAAUGCUGGGACUUAGCUUCGAAUCAGAGCAUUCAAGUUGCACAACACGAUGCACCAAUUAAAACUUGCCACUGGAUCAAAGCAAGCACAUAUUCAUGCCUUAUGACAGGUUCCUGGGACAAAACACUAAGAUUUUGGGAUUUAAGAUGUCCUAAGCCAGCAAUGACUAUAAAUUUAAUUGAGAGAUGCUAUUGCGCAGAUGUUGACUAUCCAAUGGCUGUAGUAGGAACUGCAGGACGUGGAUUGAUAGUUUACCAAUUAGAAGGCAGUCCUAGGGAAUAUAAAACAGUAGAAUUAAGUCUGAAAUAUCAGUAUAGAUGUGUUGCUAUCUUUAGGGAUAAGAAAAAGGUUCCUACUGGUUUUGCAAUCGGUAGUACGGAGGGUCGUGUGGCAAUACAUCAUUUGAAUUUAAGCUCUAAAGAAAAUUUCACUUUCAAAUGUCAUAGGACAAAUGGGACUCCCAAUGGAUAUCAAGAUAUUUAUGCGGUGAAUGAUAUUGCAUUUCACCCUGUUCAUGGUACUGUUGCUACUGUUGGAGGAGAUGGCACAUUUGGAUUUUGGGAUAAAGAUGCAAGAACUAAACUAAAGUCUUCUGAACCUAUGGAACAACCAAUUACACGUUGUUGCUUUAAUCAUAAUGGGCAAAUAUUUGCAUAUGCAGUAUCUUAUGAUUGGUCAAAAGGUCAUGAAUAUUAUAAUCCGGCAAAGAAAAACUCCAUAUUCCUUAGACCAUGUUUUGAAGAACUAAAGCCUAAAGCCUCACCGUAAACCAGAGGAGCACCAUCUAAUUAACAAGUUUCUGAAUUCUGUGAUGCGUUUUUAAGAUACUAGGUUUUAUAAUUACAAUUACAGGUUAUACUGUUCUUAUUAAUAAAUUAUAACUUUCCUAUAUCUUUCA